Molecule: messenger RNA, 2273 nt
Organism: Gorilla gorilla gorilla (western lowland gorilla)
Lineage: Eukaryota; Metazoa; Chordata; Mammalia; Primates; Hominidae
Gene: DCDC2
Product: doublecortin domain containing 2
Exons: 10
Coding region: 399-1829 (476 amino acids)
Biological process (GO): neuron migration; regulation of cilium assembly; cilium assembly
Cellular component (GO): kinocilium; microtubule organizing center; axoneme
Source: RefSeq, a predicted model, not a curated record
GUGUGUGUGUGUGCGUGUGUGUGUCCUCCUCUCUCCUGCCCUCACUCGGCGUGCCUGUUUGAAGGCCCCGCGCGGUUCCUGCUCCUGCUCAGAAGCGGUCCACCUUGAUUCUGCCCGUAGCAGGUGAACCUGGUGUGGUGCGCGCACUGCGGGUCCUGAUUGGCUGUGCACGCCACGGUGAAAAACUUGAACGUCUACUCCGAGUCCUGCAGCUCCUAGUGUCUCCUCUGGGUGGACGCCUAGGCGCACGGCCGUUACUUCUCUUUCACCUGUGGAUUCGUCAGUUUCUCGUUCGUUUCAGGAGGCGAUCCCGCGCCCUGGGUGCGGUGAGGCCGCUGGGACCGCGGAGGUGCCUCCCGACGCGAAGCAGCGAGCUGAGGCGGCGGCCAGCGGGGAAGAUGAGCGGCAGCAGCGCCAGGUCCAGCCACCUGUCUCAGCCCGUCGUGAAGAGCGUGCUUGUGUACCGCAACGGGGACCCCUUCUACGCGGGGCGCCGCGUCGUCAUCCAUGAGAAGAAGGUGUCCAGCUUCGAAGUCUUCCUGAAGGAGGUGACCGGCGGCGUUCAGGCACCCUUUGGGGCCGUCAGGAACAUCUACACCCCGCGGACUGGCCACCGAAUCCGGAAGCUAGACCAGAUCCAGAGCGGGGGCAAUUACGUGGCUGGAGGCCAGGAAGCCUUCAAGAAACUCAAUUACUUGGACAUAGGAGAAAUCAAGAAAAGACCAGUGGAAGUUGUUAAUACAGAGGUAAAACCAGUAAUCCAUAGCAGGAUCAAUGUGUCAGCUCGCUUUAGAAAACCGCUUCAGGAGCCGUGCACUAUCUUCUUGAUUGCAAAUGGAGACCUCAUAAACCCAGCUUCUCGCCUCCUUAUCCCCAGAAAAACCUUGAAUCAGUGGGAUCAUGUACUACAAAUGGUCACGGAAAAAAUCACUCUGAGGAGUGGGGCUGUUCACAGGCUCUAUACUUUAGAAGGAAAACUUGUUGAGAGUGGAGCAGAGUUGGAGAAUGGGCAGUUUUAUGUGGCUGUUGGCAGAGAUAAGUUUAAGAAACUGCCUUACAGUGAGUUACUUUUUGACAAGUCAACGAUGAGAAGGCCUUUUGGUCAGAAAGCUUCUUCACUACCUCCUAUUGUAGGAUCCAGAAAGUCUAAAGGGAGUGGAAAUGAUCGCCACUCUAAGUCAACAGUUGGAUCCAGUGACAACUCAUCUCCUCAGCCCCUGAAGAGGAAAGGGAAAAAAGAAGACGUGAAUUCAGAAAAACUGACGAAAGUGAAACAAAAUGUAACAUUAAAGAGUUCACAAGAAACCAUUCCAAACAGUGAUGAAGGCAUUUUCAAAGCUGGAGCAGAGAGGUCUGAAACACGGGGGGCAGCAGAAGUUCAAGAAGAUGAAGAUACUCAGGUUGAGGUUCCAGUCGAUCAGAGGCCAGCAGAAAUAGUAGACGAGGAAGAAGAUGGAGAGAAGGCAAACAAGGAUGCAGAACAGAAAGAAGACUUUUCAGGAAUGAAUGGUGACCUUGAAGAGGAAGGAGGUAGGGAGGCUACAGAUGCCCCUGAGCAAGUCGAGGAGAUUCUGGAUCACAGUGAGCAGCAGGCAGGCCCUGCUCGUGUAAAUGGAGGCACCGAUGAGGAGAAUGGUGAGGAGCUGGAGCAGGUUAAUAAUGAGCUUCAACUGGUCCUAGACAAGGAAAGAAAGUCUCAAGGAGCUGGCAGUGGACAAGAUGAGGCUGAUGUAGACCCUCAAAGACCACCAAGGCCAGAAGUAAAAAUUACUAGUCCAGAAGAAAAUGAAAACAACCAACAAAACAAGGACUAUGCUGCUGUGGCUUAGAAGAUUUUUAAAAGAGAGUAUAUGGAUCGCAAGAAAAAUGAAGGGUUAUAAUACUUGAAAGAUAAGCACGUAGUUAUUGCUGAAUAUAAUGUGACACUAUGGUCAAAUGCUACCUACUGAAUUUUAACAUUAGAAGCCUAGUGGAAAGACAAGAUAACUUUAAAUGGCUACUAAAGGAUAAUUACUUACUUUUAUUGCAUGUGUUUUAAAAAGUCAUAUAGAAAUAUUAAAUAAGACGGACAGAGGAGAAUUUGCACUGGAAGACAAUUGCCACUUGUAUUUGUCAAGGAUGAAAAAUAGGAUCACUCUUAUUGUACGCUUUAUUAUAAGUUUAGAAGGCAGUUUAUUCUAAAGAAUUUUUCCUAGGAAGGCGUAGAAUUUUAAAGAACUGGUAAUAGGAAAGCAUGUACUAUUUUCUUAAAGCAAUAAACUCUUGAAUGAACA